This is a messenger RNA of Labeo rohita (rohu), 988 nucleotides long. It is a transcript of the gene rec114, whose product is annotated as REC114 meiotic recombination protein. The coding region runs from base 68 to 802 and encodes 244 amino acids. The transcript is spliced from 7 exons. Lineage: Eukaryota; Metazoa; Chordata; Actinopteri; Cypriniformes; Cyprinidae. The record is from RefSeq and is a predicted model, not a curated record.
CAUCCGCCUCCGCCUUUUAUUUGUCCGUUCCACUCGCUUCAUUUUCGGAAAAAAACUAAACGCGAACAUGGAAAGUGAUUCUUCACCCAAAGAACAUUCGACAAACACGACAAUUUCGAACUGUGUUUGGAAACUGCGACGAUACGGUCGAUUUCUCCCGAAAGGCAAGGGGAAAUCCAAAUCCACAGGUACUAACUGCGCGUGGAAGAUCUUCGAGUCCAGUGAAAGCACUGGCCAGCUGGAGCUGAAUAUUCUGGGCUCUGGUCAUCUGCUAGUAUCCCAAGGCCAAGAACUAUUGGAGGGCUUUUCUCUGCUCAAUGCGCAGAGCUUCCUGAAAAUCCAGCACAAAUCAGACAGUCUGCUAUUCAACAUUACAAUCAAGGGUGAGAGUCGUUUGAUCCGACUGCAGUUUGAUGGCAGUAGUCAGGCAGAAGCAGUUGGUUUUUGCAGUAAAGCUGUGCAAAGGCUGCAAGAUUACGUUCCUGUUCAGGAGCAUCUGAGCACACCUGCAUCUACUGCUCCAUCUGAUCCUGCAGAACCUGGACCGUCUAUACAGCAGCAGCAGGCCCCUGAAGAUGCACCACGGGCGGCCCCUGCCGUUGCCAUGGGACCGCUGUCAAUCAAACACCUUUCUCAGUACUUCCUGGGCGAGCGUGAGCUGUCCCUGCCGAUGGCGUAUCAUCAGUGCACGCUGCCCUCUGGAGACCUGGAGGCACUACUGCGCCUUUGCCUGCUCGACUCUGGUUUUCCAGCUUUCGUGGAGGAAGUCGAGAAGAAGCUGAAGGAGCUGAUGCAAGAAUAAGGUCAAAUAUGACACAUUUUCAUGAGAUUCUUCCACCUGUCAGCCAGACUGAGCAGUGCAGUGCAGUUUACCAAGUCUGGAAUACAGAUUUUAUAUUAAACAUUUAUUUGCAGUGCUGCCUGCUGAACUUUUGGGCUUUCUUAAUUUAUCAGCAUGUUUCCUGUUUAUUUUUAUAUUCUGAGGGAC